UCCUUCGUUGGUUGUGGCAGGGCAGAGCUCUCUGUCUGUUUAUCAGUUGGGGGAUAAUGAGAGACUGUGAUCUGCUUCGCGUUCCUUUCUCUUUGUGGUUCUCCUCCAGUAACUAUUUCACACAAAACAGCCACUUAUUUAGUGUUUCAAUGGAUUUCCAUUCACGCUCAGACCAAAGGGCCAGUUAAAAUCUGGACAAAAGAGAUAAAAUGUGGCCAGAAGAUGUUCCUAACUCUGGGAUUCGGCAGAUUGGUCCAGUCUUCAGUUUCCUGCGCUCUCCUAACUUCCUUUGGCUGCUGAGAUGGUGAGGACUUCUAACAGUCUUGCCCAUGCAGUCUGACAGUGCACUUGGACUUCCUGCCAAUUACCCCAGGCCCAUGUUGUGUUAGCAGCAUGUCCAACCGCUCCACCAACAUGAACUGUAGUCAGAACUGCAGCUUCUACGACAUAGACUAUUUCGAUGUUUACUCUGCUUAUCCUGUCAAUCUCUUCCCCAUUCCUAUCUUGACCGGAAUCACCAUUACCUGCAUUCUGUUGGCAUUGAUUGGCAUCAGCGGGAAUGUCAUGACUAUCCUGAUUAUGCUGAAGUUCAAGGACAUGAGGACCACGACUAACUUCUACCUAUCCAGUAUGGCUUUCUCCGACCUCUUCAUCUUUGUGUGCAUGCCCCUGGACUUGUACAGGAUUUGGCAGUACAGGCCCUGGAACUUUGGCAGUUUGCUCUGUAAGCUGUUCCAGUUUGUCAGUGAGAGUUGCACUUACUCCACAAUUCUCAACAUCACGGCCUUGAGUGUGGAGAGAUACUUUGCCAUUUGCUUCCCACUCAAGGCCAAAGUGGUCAUCACUAAGAGCAGGGUCAAAGGGCUUAUCUUUUUCCUCUGGUCAGUGGCGUUUGUCAGUGCAGGGCCCAUCUUUGUCUUGGUUGGGGUCGAGCACAUAAAUGGAACUGACCCCCUGCUGACUAACGAGUGCAAAGCCACGGAGUACGCUGUCAAGUCUGGCCUCCUGAAUAUCAUGGUGUGGGUGUCCAGCAUCUUCUUCUUCCUGCCCGUCUUCUGCCUUUCAAUACUCUACAGUUUAAUUGGGAGGAAGUUGUGGCGACGCAAGAGGGAGAGCGUUAGACCCAGCAUCAGCAGCAGAGAGAAGAACAACAAGCAGACGGUGAAAAUGCUCGUUGUCGUCGUGUUCUCUUUCGUGCUGUGCUGGCUGCCAUUUCACGUCGGCCGCUACCUCUUCACCAAAUCCUCAGAGGUGGGGUCCUUUGAGAUGCUCCAGAUCAGCCAAUACUGUAGCUUGGUUUCUUUGGUUCUCUUCUAUCUGAGUGCUGCUAUCAAUCCCAUCCUUUACAAUAUCAUGUCCAAGAAGUACCGGGUGGCUGCUCUGAAACUGUUCCAUGUCAAGAAGGCCCCGAGGAGAACUCCGUCAACAGUAAAGGACGAAAGCUGCCCAGCCUGGACAGAGACCAGUAUAAGCACUUGAUCACUGCAGAGCAACCAAGAGUUAUGGCUGUGAUGUCUGCUUGUAGCCAUGCACAGCCACUGGCUGCAUGGGCUGUAGGGGUGUUGCCCCUGUGAGAAGGAGCAUGAUAUGGGCACUGUAUUGCUAACCGCAAGACAAACAACAAACAAAAAUUCAAACGAUUCUAAAGGAUUCAGCAUCCCUUUCACCUUUCAGUGUAGACUGCAGAUCAAGGUUAUCCAGUUAAAAAGUAUUGGACUGCUGUUUUGAUGCAAACACAUAAAUAUUUCAGCUGCUGCUCUGAAAGAAAUAAAUUUAUGUUGGUGUCCGGUCAACUGGUUACUUGAACUUACUGUGAGAUAAUGAACAGGGUAGUGUGGUAAGCCAUUUAGAAUGUUGUAAAUAAUUCUCGAUUUCAUAGCCUGCAUAGUGUGCUGGAAGAGUUUCCAAAGGCAAUUUCUGUUUUCUUUGUUUCAAGAAAAGUGUCUUAAACCAGUAAGGGAGACCAUGGGAACUGCAUCGUAACAGAAAGACCGUCAAGCUCACUCACUACCAUCCUAAUUGUCACAUGGUAUGGUAAUAAUGGAUUCAUUGAUUAACACAUCAAUCACUCUCUAUCAAUACAGCUUCAACAGUAAGUACAUGAGGUCAGAAAAACUUUUAGUGUUAGGGUGCUUUGGAAACCAGAAGUCCUUCAACUUCACUUGCCCCAAUCCUAAAUAAAAUCAAAAAGUGCUGGAAAAUCUCAACAGACCUGACAGGUUGGAUCUGAAAAAGAGUCACAUUGGACUCAACACAUUACAUCACUUUCUCUCUCCACAGAUGUUCCCAGAUCUGCCGCAUUUCUCUAGCAAUUUCCGGUUGCCAUUUUAUUCUGUUGUCCUUUGGUUUUGGAUGGCUUUAUAAAUAUGGAAUCUUGGAUACAACACAGAGAUAGGAAAUUUGGUGCAGGACAUCUGUGCCGUACCCAAAUCUUACGGUGCCAAAUCAUGUAGACAUUGUCAGUGUCAAACCCCUUGCACUAAAUAUCCUGAGCCAAGUUGCCCAAAGCUAGAUUGCCCUAUAACAGAUUGUUCUGGAGAUGUACCUACCAGCACCAAAUCAACCAGAGCCAAAUUUCCUAACGUUCCACAUCGUACUCCUGUACUCUUCCCAUACCUUUUGAUGUCCCCUGGUUUGAAAUCACCUCCCCCAUAUCCUGUGGCACUGACCCUUUGUUCUGGAUCCGUCAGCCAAGGCAAACAUCAUCAAACACCAUUGAAUUGGUUGGAGGAUGUGAGAGUCAGGUUAAUGAGAGGCAAGAGAUAAUAGGGUAUGGUUGGAUAAAUUGGAAUCCAUGGGAGGACCUGUAAACACAGACAGUGGAGGAGAUAACUCAUCCAGAGAUAGUCAGAACUGUCAAUGCUAGAGUCAGAGAUAACACAGUGUGGAGCUGGAAGAAC
Molecule: messenger RNA, 2900 nt
Organism: Stegostoma tigrinum
Lineage: Eukaryota; Metazoa; Chordata; Chondrichthyes; Orectolobiformes; Stegostomatidae
Gene: ghsra
Product: growth hormone secretagogue receptor a
Exons: 3
Coding region: 394-1479 (361 amino acids)
Biological process (GO): G protein-coupled receptor signaling pathway; hormone-mediated signaling pathway
Cellular component (GO): plasma membrane
Molecular function (GO): growth hormone secretagogue receptor activity
Source: RefSeq, a predicted model, not a curated record